AUGGUGUCGUGUUUUCAGGAUCCCUCUCAGAUCAGCCUCAGUAAUGCUACGCUUCUUGCCUUGCUAGCCAAGGUGGAGAGCCCGGUAAACAUGGCCCAAUUCAGGCCGAUCGGUCUUUGCAACGUGAGCUAUAAAGUUAUCGCUAAAUGCCUAGCCAACCGUCUGCAGAAACUCAUGCCUGAUCUAGUGGAUGAAACCCAAACAAGAUUUGUCCCUAAAAGACACAUCACGUACAAUAUAAUCAUCCUGCAGGAAGUCAUCCACACAAUGUCCUUGAAGAGAGGGAAGAAGGGCCUCAUGGUACUCAAGGUCGAUCUCGCUAAGGCUUACAACCGGAUAAACUGGUCCUUCCUCCGAAGCACCCUUGAGGCGGCUCGACUUUCAAAUGAUUUUAUUGAACUGGUCAUGGCGUGUAUAACCACUAUCAUCAUCCAAGUCCUUUGGCACGAAAGCUGCUCUGAAGAUUUUAAACCGACUCGCGGCCUACGUCAGGGAUGUCCCCUCUCUCCUUACAUUUUUACUUUAUGCAUGGAACGCCUAAGUCACUGCAUUAAGGAAUUGGUUGCUAGUGGUUCUUGGAAUCCUAUUUAUUUGACCAAUAAUGGAACACCUCUAACCCACCUCUUUUUUGCAGAUGAUCUGGUGCUAUUUGGAGAGGCUAGCGUCAGCCAAAGCUCGCUCAUUUUGGAUUGCUUAGAACGCUUCUGCUGGGCGUCGGGAGAGCAAAUAAGCAAGGAUAAAUCUUGUAUCUUCUUCUCCAAGAACACAACAACCCAGACCAAAAACAGAAUCAGCCGGCAGAUGGGUAUAUCCCAUACUAACAACAUGGGAAAGUAUUUGGGUGUUCCCGUUAUUCAUGGAAGAUUUACUCAAGGAACGUACAAGUACAUAUUGGAGAAGUUGGAUAAGCGCUUGAUAAAACUAGGGUGGACCUUUCUCAACCAUGAAGAUCAGUUAUGGAUAAAGAUCCUGCAUGAGAAAUACGUGAAGCAGAACAAUAAUGGUUGUUCAGUGAGGUUCUGGCAAGAUCCAUGGUUGGCGGAUGGCAUCAUUCUCCAAGAUCACAUUACCAGGGCGAGCCAGCUACCCAACUAG
Molecule: messenger RNA, 1095 nt
Organism: Linum trigynum
Lineage: Eukaryota; Viridiplantae; Streptophyta; Magnoliopsida; Malpighiales; Linaceae
Source: the annotation of a GenBank genome assembly